Colletotrichum godetiae is the source of this 2195-nucleotide messenger RNA. RefSeq lists its product as uncharacterized. The coding region runs from base 185 to 2044 and encodes 619 amino acids. The record is from RefSeq and is a predicted model, not a curated record. The transcript has a single exon. Gene Ontology annotation, biological process: carbohydrate transport; transmembrane transport. Gene Ontology annotation, cellular component: membrane. Gene Ontology annotation, molecular function: carbohydrate:proton symporter activity. Lineage: Eukaryota; Fungi; Ascomycota; Sordariomycetes; Glomerellales; Glomerellaceae.
UAUCCCCGGACCAACCCGCAUUAUCCACAUUGAACCAACACUACGGCCCUACACGGGUAGGUUCUUCGAAUCCCGAGUCAACAAACACCUGAUUGCCACAGAAAAAGUUGCAAGUCGGUGGAAGCCAGCCAAGACUGCGUCCGAUCAAGCGGGUUAAUCAUGGGAUGAUGAUGGCGCUAACAAUAUGUUUCUGGGGAAGGGCACGUUGAUGGCUUUUUCUCACGGGAGUCAACGUACACGAGCAGGAGGCAUCAAGAUAAAUAGUUCUUCAUGGUCCCGAACUCGGAAACAUGUUCCCCAGGUUUCCCCAGACUCCACUGCAGCUCUCUCCAUUUUUUCCUAUCAUCUUAUCAGCUGUCGAAAGUCUGUGCUAUCAAUGGCGCCUACCUCGGUCAACGUCGAGUCUGCAGCUGCACUCUCAGAUCCGAGUGCUGCAGAGAAGCACGACAAACAUGAGCCGGUACUUCUCAAUCAUGUAGCUCACGAUGCUCAAGAGGCGACGGAGGGCCAGAAGAACAUGUCAGUCAUGGAGUCUUUCCGGGCAUAUCCAAAGUCUGUGGCGUUCUCAAUGGUUCUCUCACUCUGCAUUGUUAUGGAGGCUUACGAUACUUCCCUGAUUGGCAACUUUUACGGCUUGCCGCAAUUUCGUCAACGAUUUGGAGUGCGUUUGGAGAACGGCGACUAUCAACUUACAUCGACAUGGCAGUCGGGUUUGCAAAACGCUACUCAAGUUGGCCAAAUGAUUGGGCUCUUCAUCGGUGGCAUCGUCGCGGAACGCUAUGGAUACAAGAAGACUUUCCUCGGUGCCCUAGUACUUAACAUCGCCUUCGUCUUUCUCUUCUUCUUUGCGCAGAACAUUGGCUACCUUCUGGCAGGAGGCCUGCUUUGUGGCCUCCCUUGGGGUGCUUUCCAAGCUUUGACGACAACCUACGCCGCGGAUGUCACGCCUAUGGCCCUUCGACCGAUCAUGACAACUUAUACAAAUAUGUGCUGGGUCAUUGGACAAUUCAUCGGAACCGGCAUCCUUCGAGGACUUCUUUCUCGCCCCGACGACUGGGCUUGGCGCAUUCCCUACGCCAUCCAAUGGGUAUUCCCCUUGCCUAUUAUGGUUGGCGUUAUUCUGGCCCCCGAAAGCCCGACUUGGCUGGUUCGCAAAGGCCGUCUGACCGAUGCCCGUAAUGCUCUGCGUCGUCUGGCGAGUUCCUCCACAAAGGAUGCCGAGCUCGACGUCAGCAUCGCUAUGAUUGCCCACACGAACGAGAUGGAGAGACUGAACUCGGAGGGCACAUCCUACAUCGACUGCUUUCGUGGCACCAACCUUCGCCGUACGAUGAUUGCCUGCUUUGUCUGGGUGGGACAAGUUGCUUGUGGUAUCUGGUUCGGUGGCAAUGUCAUCUACUUCCUUCAACAAGCUGGCUUCGACUCGGACAACUCUUUCAACUUUGGUCUGGGAACUACAGCCAUCGCCAUCGUCGGCACCUUCCUCUCUUGGUUCCUCCUUCCUCACGUUGGACGCCGUACCCUAUACGUCGUCGGUCUUUGCGUCAUGUUCACCGUCCUGGUGAUUGUCGGCGGCAUGGGCAUUCCAGCCCCUCGUCCGGAUCUAGGCUGGGCAUCCGGGGCCUUAUUGAUGGUCUUCGUCAUCACCUACGACAUGACCGUCGGGCCGACUUGCUACUGCUUAGUCGCAGAGAUCCCUUCCACCCGACUCCGAAUCAAGACGGUUGCUAUUGCUCGCAAUGCGUACCUUCUGGCUAGCAUCGGUGCCAACUUCUUAAACCCACCGAUUAUCAACCCCAGCGCCUGGAACUUGAGAGGAAAGGGAGGAUUUAUCUGGGCAGGCAUCUGCUUCUGCGAACUCGUAUGGGCGUACUUUUGUCUUCCCGAACCAAAGGGACGCUCCCCAGCUGAGCUUGAACUGCUGUUCGAGAACCGUGUGAGUGCCCGCAAGUUUGCCCAGACCAAGGUGGAAGUGUUUGCGGAUAACAUGGAGAGGGAUGAAAAGCAUGAUGGGCCGAUGACGGUCAGAAUUGAGGGCAAUUAAGUAGGACUUAUAGUUGGAGAAAGCAACCCUACUCGCUGAGUCUCCCGCCGAUGAGCCCUUGAGGACAUUGAUCUCCUAUGUUCAGGAAUGAAAUGAGACACCUUAUUAGUCACUUGCUGGCUUUGUUAGUGAUUGGCGUGAUGAAAGAUAC